Messenger RNA from Balearica regulorum gibbericeps (East African grey crowned-crane), 390 nucleotides. NCBI's taxonomy places the organism in Eukaryota, Metazoa, Chordata, Aves, Gruiformes, Gruidae. The record is from RefSeq and is a predicted model, not a curated record.
AUGGACAAUAUAUGUUUCUGUGCCUUUUUGGAGGAAACUUGUAUUAUGAAACUUGAGACUCCUGCUCAGGUUGCUGCAUUGAAGUACAUACCGUCAGUUCUUCAUGAUGUUGAAAUGGUCUUUGAUGCCAGGUUACUGAGCCAACUACUAUAUGAAUUUUACACUUGCAUUCCACCAGUGAAACUGCAGAAGCAGAAAGUGCAGUCCAUGAAGGAAAUAGUACGCAGCAACCUUUUUAAAAAGCAAGAAUGCAGGGACAUUCUGCUUCCGGUGAUUACAAAAGAGCUGAAGGAAUUACUGGAACAGAAGGAUGAUCAGCAGGCCGUAGAGAAGAAGUACUGUAUUGAAUUACUCAAUAGCAUCCUGGAGGUUCUGAGCUGUCAAGACCCU